CUUUUUCUCAAUCAGUUCUGGGAUUUAUAUACCCAUGAAGCAUAAUGCAUAGCUCAGUGGCCAUCAGUCCCGAAGGAUUAAUCAGACAAUCAAACUCGCCCAGUUGAAGCUGAUUCAGGCAAACUCGGUGAGUGAGUCAAUUAUGUUUGCUUUUCUCUCUUCAAGACAGCUACUUUUUAUCGCACAUAGGAAUAGGAGGACCCAAUUUCAAUUGGGUCUUCUUCAGAAAACUGCUUUCUUUAGCAUCAAAUCAUUUUCUUUAGCUCAAAGACAUUCUUUUACAGUGUCUUAUCUCAUAAACUCAUGUGGGUUCUCACCAAAAUCUGCUCUUUUAGCAUCCCAAAAGGUACACUUUGAAAACCCGGAUAAACCAGAUUCAGUGCUUAAUCUUCUCAAACAGAAUGGAUUCAACGAUACCCACAUUACAAAACUUAUCAGGCGAUUCCCACAGUUUCUUUUAUUUAAUCCUAAGAAUACCCUUUUGCCCAAAAUUGAGUUUUUCCGUUCAAUAGGGAUUUCAACCUCUGACCUCCCUAGAAUCCUCAGUACAAGCCCUGACCUACUGAAAAGGAGCUUGAAGAACCAUCUUAUUCCUUGCUAUGAUAUCCUCAAGAGUUUGCUUGUUGAGAAUGAGAAGGUCAUUAAAACUUUGAGGCGCUCGCAUUGGUCUUUACAAUACAUAACUAUCAGUAUUGUUCCAAAUGUUGAACUUCUGAGAGAAGUUGGAGUUCCUCAAUCCAACAUCUCUUUCUUGGUGACUACUUGUCCCUUUGUAGCAUCCAUCCAACCUAGUAAGUUGGUAAAAGCUAUCCAGGAGGUUAAGGAAAUGGGUAUUGAUCCUUCUAAAAUUGUGUUUGUGCAAGCAAUCGUUGUUGUUUUGACAUUAAAAAAACCAAUGUGGGAAUAUAAAUUUGAGAUUUUCAAGAGGUGGGGUUGGUCUAAGGAGGAUACUGUCCUAGCAUUUAAAAAGGAUCCAAAUUUUAUGCGAUUAUCAGUGAAGAAUAUCAUGAAAACAAUGAAUUUCCUUGUGAAUAAAUUUGGACGGCCAUCAGCAGAUAUUGCUAGAAAUCCUGUGGUUCUGCAUUUAAGCUUGGAGAAGAGGAUUAUCCCUAGGUGUUCGGUAAUUCAAAUUUUGGUAGCCAAUGAUUUGGUCAAGGAUGGUUUAAGCUUUUCAUCUUUCUUAUUAGUGAAUGAGAAGUCGUUUUUGGAGAAGUAUGUGAGCAAAUUUCAGGACAUUGCUCCUCAAUUGUUGAGUUUGUAUCAAAAUAAGAUGGAUCUUCUGGAUGUAGAAAUUCAAUUUGAGAAGGGUUGAUGGGCCUAGUAGUAUGUAUUGGGCCUGGGGCCCGGUCCGAGGAUGCCUAGUAGUCCGAGGAUGGGUAAACAUUAUUAUGGAGGUCGGCAUUAAUAAAUAAAAGAAGGGAUCUAGCCAUGAUGGUCCGAGAAGGUGGUCCGAGGAGGGAUGCUUCCUUGGCUAAGCAAAGUAGGGGUCAGAGGGUACGGUUUGCCAUUCAGAUCAACGUUCUGGGAAUUUCUAUUGAUAAGGAUGCAUGUCAUGGAAGCAUGGGGGCUAUGAAAUAUCUAAGAGAAAAUUGUUGCCAUUGCAUUAAAUGCUUGGUAACUUAAUAUCUAAGAGAAAAUUGUUGCCAUUGCAUUAAAUGCUUGGUAACUAAUUCUCUGGCCGCAUUAAUAAGGAAGUGAUACCUAAAUAGUAAUUUUCAGCUUUACACUCCCUGAAGACUUCAGGAAAGUGCUGAUAGGACAAGGAUCAACACCAACAAUCUAAUCUACACGUGGAGGGUAGAGAUGAAAGGAGGAAGAUAGUAUAAAAUAGAAAGAAGACUCUAAGGAAAGGGGAUCGGAAAAUUGAGAGAAAAACAUUGUAGCAACAAGAACUGUGCUUGUAACCAAAUUCAAGAAAUAUAUACAAGAACUGAUCUUUUCGGA
Messenger RNA from Quercus lobata, 1944 nucleotides. RefSeq names its product transcription termination factor MTERF6, chloroplastic/mitochondrial-like. The transcript is spliced from 2 exons. Gene Ontology annotation, biological process: regulation of DNA-templated transcription. Bases 143 to 1312 code for a protein of 389 amino acids. Gene Ontology annotation, molecular function: double-stranded DNA binding. Lineage: Eukaryota; Viridiplantae; Streptophyta; Magnoliopsida; Fagales; Fagaceae. The record is from RefSeq and is a predicted model, not a curated record.